Anoplophora glabripennis (Asian longhorned beetle) is the source of this 1845-nucleotide messenger RNA. RefSeq names its product synaptic vesicle glycoprotein 2B-like. The transcript has 11 exons. Gene Ontology annotation, molecular function: transmembrane transporter activity. NCBI's taxonomy places the organism in Eukaryota, Metazoa, Arthropoda, Insecta, Coleoptera, Cerambycidae. The coding region runs from base 29 to 1630 and encodes 533 amino acids. The record is from RefSeq and is a predicted model, not a curated record. Gene Ontology annotation, biological process: transmembrane transport.
UUAAAACUGUUGCCAAUUAAUAUAUGUAAUGGAUGAAAUAAGUAUUGACGUUAUUAGUGACAAUAAAAAUAAUACAAAGAGAGUGAACAGUAUAUCACAGAAAAAUGGAAAGUUGGAAGAUUUGGAAGAGGCCGAUUUCGAAACUGCUAUAUCUGCAACAGGGUUCGGGAAAUUCAAUAUCAUACUCAUAUUAGUCAUCUUGCCCACAGUCUUUGCCCAGGUUUUUGAAAGUACUUCAAUGUCUUUCGUGUUACCUAUUGCACAAUGUGAUUUAAAUUUGAGAUUACAAGAUAAAGGAAUAUUGAAUGCAAUUACGUUCGCAGGUAUGAUAUCGAGUGGUUUUGCUUGGGGAUAUAUAUGCGAUGUUGCAGGUAGAAAAAAAGUAAUGAUAAUUGGAUAUUUUUUGGAUGGAUUUUUUGCUUUGAUGGCAUCAAGUUCACAAAAUUUCGUUAUGCUUCUUAUAGCUAAAUUUUUUGGGGGUUUUAUAAUUAAUGGCCCAUUUUCAGCAGCGACUUCAUACGUAUCUGAAUUCCAUUGUUCAAAAUACAGAACAAGAGUACACUUGGUUAGAGGGACUAUAGUAUCACUGGGUAAUAUCGCUGUACCUUUGAUAUCAUGGGCGGUAUUGCCACAAAAUUUGAAUUUUAAACUCUUUGAUUAUUUUGAAUUUCAAUCUUGGAACGUAUUUUUACUGAUUCUUUCUUUAUCACCGAUAACUAGUGGAAUCGCCUUUUUGUUUAUGCCAGAAAGUCCGAAGUUUUUGAUGAGUACAGGAAGAAAUGCAGAGGCUUUGAGGGUAUUCCAAAAAAUUUACAGGAUAAAUAAAGGAAAAUCAGCAGAUACUUAUCCGAUUAAAGUACUAGCAAAUGAGAUGGUUCUUGACAGAAAUGAUAAAAACUCAGUGGAACAAAAAGGAAAAAAGGCAAUUAUUGAGGGAUUAUAUAAAAUUAAACCACUAUUCUGCCCGCCUCUUCUUUUUAAGCUUCUCCUAGUUUGUAUGAAUAGUUUUAUUAUCCUCAUGAGCACAAAUACUUUAAAACUUUGGCUACCUCAGUUAUUCCAAGCGAUAAAUGAUUACGAAUUUGACCAUAAUGGUGCUAGUUCCAGCAUGUGUGAAAUGUUAGAUUCUGGUCUGAAAUUAACCAACAGUACUUCUUCGACAUGUGCAGUAAACUUGGACAAUUCAUCAGUAUACAUUAGAUCGAUAAUAGUUGGCUUUACGUCAAUUUUGUGUUUCUCCUUGACGGGAACCAUCAUCAAUGCAUUGGGAAAGAAAAAACUGAUAAUUGCUAUGACCCUUAUUGCUGGAACGAGUGCUUCUUGCCUUUAUUUGUCUCCGAAUUCAGAAACUGUUUUAGCAUUAUCGACAAUCUUUUUAGCUUUGGCAGGAGUUUGCGCAAAUGUUUUGGUUACUAUUACUCUUGAAAUUUUUCCUACAAAUUUAAGAGCAAUGGCCCUCUCUUUACAUUUUAUGUUUGCCAGAACAGGAUCAAUAGUUGGAAACGUGGUAUUUCCAUAUUUGCUUCAAACUGGAUGUGCACCGCCGUUUUUUUAUAUUGGGUUUCUGACAUUCGGCUGUACACUUUUAACGAUGGUGUAUCCAAAUACAGAGAACAAGCCACUGAAGUAAGUGUAAAUAGACACUCCGGUAAAUAGAAAAGGAAGUCAUUCUAGAAGAUUUUAGAGAUUUCAACAUAGAUAAAUAAAGGAAGAAACGAAAUAUUCGGUUAGGGAAAUUUUUGAAAUAAUUUAAAUUAUGAAAUAAGCCAGAAAUGAAUUAUACUCUUAUAUGUAAUGUGAUAUUGUAUAUAGAAACUAAGUCUAACUCAUUUUGAUAUUAAGAAU